AUGCUUCGCUGGCUCGUCAACUUCGGCUUCCUGAUCCUCCCCAUAGGCGUCACCAUCGGCAUCCUGCUCGGCCUCCAAGCCCAGCGCCAGGCCACCGGCGGACCGCCCUUGUUCCAGCCUCCCGACCAGCCCGGCGGCGCGCCUCCUCUCAACAACAAGCUCACUUACGUCCAGUCCUGCAGGAAGGAGGACGGCAUUCAUCCCAAGGUCAAGAAGGGCUACCAAGAAUUCACACUGAACCCUAAUCAAUGGGGUACCAAGGCGGGAGACCCCGGCUUCCUGUGUAUGAAUGUGACUACGUUCAACAACCAGACGUAUCCUACCAAGCACACGGCGCCGGAAUGGACCAUUUGGUGGCAGUAUGACCCUAUCAGCGGCGACGGCAACAACGUGCACGCCUUCCCCAACGUCAAGGUCGAUGGCGGCGUGUUGCCGCUGCCCGUCAAGGACGUUUCCAUGGUCGACUUCAACAUGCAGUGGCGAAUGAGAUUGGACAACAAAACCGGUCCGACGGAUACGAACGAGCUGACUACCAACAAUGUCAACGCCAACGUGGCAGUCGACAUGUUCUUGGAUACAAACCAAGAAGCCGCCAAGUCCAGCGAAAAGGCCAAGUUCGAAGUCAUGAUCUGGUUCGCCGCCCUGGGUGCGGGAACCAAGGCCGUCAACGAGAAGGCAGGCAAUGAAGUUGCACGGUACACGUUCAACGGAACGACGUUCGACCUGUUCGCCGGUAAGAACUCAAACCAGCAGAUGGUGCUCACGUGGAAGGCGCAGACGACAAUGGACGACUUCCACGGCGACCUGAGCCCUUUCAUCAAGGAGAUCGUGAAGCUCAACAACGCCGACUACAUUACGGACAGCCACUACCUGGGAUACCUCAGUUUCGGCUCCGAGGCGUACUUCUCGAGCAAACCCGUCACGUUCCACGUACCGUCACUGGAGAUUGACGUACAGAAAGCAUAA
Molecule: messenger RNA, 966 nt
Organism: Purpureocillium takamizusanense
Lineage: Eukaryota; Fungi; Ascomycota; Sordariomycetes; Hypocreales; Ophiocordycipitaceae
Exons: 4
Coding region: 1-966 (321 amino acids)
Biological process (GO): polysaccharide catabolic process
Molecular function (GO): cellulase activity
Source: RefSeq, a predicted model, not a curated record